AUGAGGUUGUCAACACAACAGCAGAAAACUUUGCCAACCCCACAUCUACUCUGAAACAAGUCGCGCAAGCUAUCGGGAAUAUAUACAAUACGAGAAUGAACGGAGACGUGGUCCAUGCAACAAACGGAGACGUGGUUCACGACGCCAACGAUGUCGCCCUUGAGAACGGUACGAUGACGGAAUUUCGUGAUACAGAUGAGGACAGCAAUAGCGGAAAACGUCGAUGUCCAUCAUGGGUGAACUCGGAGAACGUCCUCCUUAUCCUUCUGAUCUCCUCCGUCAUCAUGGGCUUCGUGCUCGGGUACGUUCUGGGGCUCUUCUAUGACUUCACUCAAGACCAGAUCAACUACCUGACCUUCCCCGGGAACCUCUUCAUGAACAUGCUGAAGAUGAUGAUCGUACCCCUCAUCGUCUCCAGUCUUAUCAACAGCCUGGCGUCGCUCGACUCGGCGAUGUCGGGAAAGCUGGGGCUCAGGGCGGUGGCCUACUACUUUUUGACCACGCUGAUCGCAGUCAUUCUCGGAAUCAUACUGGUGGUCACCAUCCAGCCUGGUAGUCGAGGAGGAACUGAGAAGGAUCCCGAUGGCACGGAAGAAGAGGUUAAUACAGCCUAUGCCUUCAUGGAUCUCAUCUUAAAUAUGUUUCCAGAGAACAUUGUCGAAGCUUGCUUCAGAACGUUCAAAACGGCAGGCAUCAAGACAGUGGUGCCGGUUCCUUCUUUGACCACGGGUGACUUCCUUAACCUGACCCUGAUGUCCGGCCUGACCAUUCACCAAUCCAUGGGCUUCAUCAACGGAACCCUCCAGACCAUUGGUCAGAAGACCAUGGACUUCAGAAUGAUGGCCCUCGACGCCAAAACCGUCAGUGAUGACAUGGAUAUGUUUCUUCAGGACAUGGACAUGACCUAUACAUACUUAAUGGAAUCAGUUCAAGGAGCCGGUGGCAGUAAUCCUGGAUCGAACCUGAUUCCGGUGAGCAAUCUCCUUGGAGAGUUCUCAACCUACAUUGAUGAUCUGAGAGCCGUUGUGGAUGAUCUUCCAUCAACGGGAGAGCUGGAUGAAAUGUAUAUGACGCAUUUGGGUAACAUGACUGGAAUGGUACUAUGGGCAGCGGGUGAAACAGAAACUGAGUUAUUAUCAAGCCUCAAGACCCUAGAUAUGGUCGACGUGCCCACACUAAACGCCACGUCACAAGCUCUUCAUUUGAUCAUAUAUUCAAUGAACGACGUGGUGUACAUGGUAGAACCGCUUCAUAUGAGUUCCCUUAUCCAUACAUCAAACGCAGAAGUGGUUGAGUUGGUUAAUCUUAUUACGAUGUUCCAACCGGACGAUGUACAGCUCACCAGGCAGGUUCAUAUCAUGAACGUCAAUUUGAUCAAUCUUGUCCUGGCGACAAUGCAAGAUCUGCAAAGCAGCGAUCGUCUCGACCUAUCCCACGUCUCCCAGUCCAUGCAGAAGCUGUCCACCAACCUGGUGUACCUGAUGGACAUGACCGAAGAAGUGUACACUCUGGACUUCCUCAACCAGAUCAGCACACUCCUACAUGAUAUGACAGGCGCCCUCAACCACCUUUCCAUGGUCCUCUACACACCACGUACGCUCAAGAUGGACUCUCUUCUACAGCUUAAUCAGAUCAUCACGCAGAUGAAUGGGGUCGUGAACUCCAUGGCUGAUGUCCUGCAAGAGAGUACGGAUUACACAAUCUGGUACAGGGGUAACACCACUGAAGUGAUUGAGACGGUUUGGGAAGGGACCUACGUCUACAGCAUGAAUAUCCUAGGGCUUGUCGUCUUCUCCAUUGCCUUCGGUAUCAUCGUUGGUCGGUUGGGUGACGAUGGAAAAGUGGUGAUCAGCUUCUUUUCUGCUACUAAUGAGGCCAUCAUGAAACUCGUCAUGAUCAUCAUGUGGUACGCUCCCAUUGGUAUCCUCUUCCUCAUCACCGGUAGCAUGGUGGGCGUCGAAGACUGGAGCGUGAUCUUCACCCAGCUCGGUCUUUACAUGGCCACUGUCCUCUCUGGUUUAGCCAUCCACGGGAUCAUCAUCCUCCCUCUCCUCUACGUGGUCGUCGUCAGGAAGAAUCCUUACAAGUACUUGGCAGGCGUCACCCAGGCUCUCUUUACAGCUCUCGGAACUUCUUCGAGUUCGGCAACCCUACCAGUGACUACCCGAUGCUUAGAGGAAGGUCUAGGUGUCGAUCCCCGUGUUGUACGGUUCGUUCUCCCGGUCGGUGCUACCAUUAACAUGGACGGUACCGCUCUCUACGAGGCAGUAGCUGCCAUCUUUAUCGCCCAAGUUAACGACAUCCCGCUCAGUUUUGCCGAUUUAGUGACAAUCAGUCUAACGGCGACCUUCGCGAGUAUCGGAGCAGCCGGUAUCCCCCAGGCUGGUCUCGUGACCCUCGUUAUCGUCCUUACCGCAGUCGGCCUACCUACAGACGACGUCGCCCUCAUCCUUGCAGUUGAUUUUAUCCUUGACCGAUUCCGAACGAUGGUCAACGUGGAGGGCGACUCAUUCGGUGCCGCAAUCGUCGCCAAGCUGUCCAAGAAAGACCUCGCAAAAUCAGACGCGAUCGAUGCUCUCGAAAACGGCGAAGUCACAUUUAACGGAAAGAAAAUGGCAGACAGGAAAGACAGCGACCUACAUGCGUACACCAAUGGCACAUAUGCACACCACGAUGAAGACAACACUCCGCUUUAAAUCUGUUCAAGUAACAGCCACCUUUUUCUGCUGUUGUUGAUCAACUUUAUUAAGAAGGGGCUUCGCAUAAAAUCGGACACAACGUUGGUCAUAUUUUCAUAUUUGUGUAAAAAAAAAAAAUGCCUAAUUUAACAAUGGAACGUUCGCGCACAUUUUGUUCGGAAAUGGAACAGAACAUGGAAAAGGAUAGGGACUGGAAAUUGGAUAUUAUUUUUUUACCUCGAGUAUUGAUAUAUUACUCAAUAUGAUUGCUCAAAAGAUGCAAUGCACACCCAAUGCAAACAGUACACAUAUUGGCUCAUGUGGAGAUUUGGUGCUUUUCUUUCCUUUCUCUCUCAUCGGUUACAAUUAGCAAUUAGAACUAUGGGAACUGAAAGGCUGUUAUUUAGCUUACUCAUAGAUAAAAGUUCACUUUUUUGAAAAUCCAUUUCUACACAUAUCUUUCCCCCUAAAUGAUUCAAAACGUCUCUCCCUCUCUCUCUCUCUCUCUCUCUCUCUCUUUCUCUACUGUGUGUCACUCUCGUUUUUACU
This is a messenger RNA of Strongylocentrotus purpuratus (purple sea urchin), 3227 nucleotides long. RefSeq names its product excitatory amino acid transporter 3. The coding region runs from base 96 to 2696 and encodes 866 amino acids. The transcript is spliced from 7 exons. Gene Ontology annotation, biological process: L-glutamate transmembrane transport. The record is from RefSeq and is a predicted model, not a curated record. Lineage: Eukaryota; Metazoa; Echinodermata; Echinoidea; Camarodonta; Strongylocentrotidae. Gene Ontology annotation, cellular component: plasma membrane. Gene Ontology annotation, molecular function: neutral L-amino acid transmembrane transporter activity; glutamate:sodium symporter activity; L-glutamate transmembrane transporter activity.